ACGAGCGCUCUCGAGCAUGUGAAAUCUGCGAUGAUUUUCUUGUGGGUACGGUAGCUGUUUAUAGUAUAGUACAUGUAUGCUGCAAUCAGGGUUCUGGCUCUCCUGUUCUACUCUCUGAUCUGACACCCUAAAUGCCAGGCAUAAGACUCUUCAGUAUAGAUCUACACAGUAAAGUUACUGAAUCAGGGUUCUCCUGUUCUACUCUCUGACACCCCUUCAACCCCUAAAUGCCAGACGUAAGACUCUGCAGUAUACACAGUAAAGUUUCAAAGUUUUUAAAUGGCCACAAAUCAAGAAUUCGUUUCAAGUGAUCAUGAGCCAGAGCCAGGAGAAGUAUCGAUACACUCAAGUGAAGGAUUCGAUGUUUCAAAUACUACUGUUUACCAUCCGUCCGGAGGCGAGAUGAGGAGAUCAGACAUUGCUACCCUCGAGUGCCCCAAGUGCAUGAAGAUUCUUCGCGAGCCAGUGCAGCUCAUCACUUGUGGCUGUAGAUUCUGUGCUGUGUGCAUUGACUCAAUGCUAGCUAAUGACAGUGCACUGCAGUGUCCAGUGGAUUCAACAGCUUUUGCCAAGAAGCAUGUUCGAAAAGACAAAGGGUGUAUAAAAGAAAUCAAUCGUCUGCAAGUUGACUGCCCUCUGAUGUGUGGCUGGAAGGGUCUGUUAGUGGAAGCAGAGGAUCACAUGAGGCUUCAAUGUCGGAAUGCAACAACACCGUGUGAACUAGGCUGUGGUAAAGCAUUUCCAAGGUCCCUAAAGGAUCAGCAUUCUGGAGAGUGCCAGAAGAAAACUAUUGCUUGCUCGUAUUGUACUUCAAUGGUUACAAAAGAUGAAGUAGAAGAACAUCAGAAGAGUGUUUGUCAAGAGUAUCCUGUUGUGUGUGACUAUUGUUAUACAAACCUACCAAGACGGGGUGAUUUUCAACAGCAUGUUGAAGAUGAUUGUACUGAGUAUGAAAUGGACUGUCCAGUUCAACAGAUAACUGGCUGUAGAUUCAAGGGAAAGAAAGUUUCCAUGGGUCAGCAUGUACAACAGCACACACUGAUGAUGUUCGAGAAAAUGGCUGUCCUUUGGGAGAAAGUGGAUACUCUGGGUGCCGAUAGAAGUGAGUUGUUGGAGGUCAUAAAGAAAAAGGACGAGGAGAUGAAAGCUAAAGAUAAGCUUAUUGCAGAGAAAGACGAUAUGAUCACGAAACUAGAUGACAGGCUCAGAAACUUGGAAAUGACUGUUCGCCAUGGCCAUGAGCUCCUAGAUAGCGUAGAGACCGACGGUAGAGUUGACUCCAAGAAGAUCAAGUCCAAGGGAUCUCCCAGUGUAAGGUCAUUUGGUCAGCGUGUAAUGGUUGAUGGUGGAUCUAGUGUCUCAUCCAGGCAACUAGCCAAUGUUGUAGAAAGCAGUGAGACCAACACAAUCCAGAUUAGGCAACUUAGCCAGAAUGUGCAGAUUCUUCAAGAGAGUGUGACCCAGCAGACUAUUGUUGUUGAUGAACUAAGGCUAAGGCAGGACAUCCUUGAUGUACGUACUACGAAUGGCAGCUUUGUUUGGAAGAUUCCAGACAUCAGGAGGAGGUACCGAGAGGCAAUUGAUCGUCGUACAGUGAGCAUUUACAGCCCGCCUUACUUCACGAGUCCACAGGGGUAUCGUAUUUGCACUCGAGUGUACUUGAAUGGAGAUGGCAUUGGAAAAGGUACUCACAUCUCAGUGUUCUUUGUUCUCAUGAAGUCUGAGCAUGACAACCUUCUACAGUGGCCCUUCAAGCAAUCUGUGAGGUUCACACUCAUCAACCAAAACAACCCGAGUGCUAGCAUCACUGAAGCAUUUGCACCUGACCUCAAUUCACCUUCGUUUCAACAGCCGGAGAACGAAAUGAACAUCGCUAGUGGAUUUCCCAAAUUUGCAAAGCAAUCAGUUCUUCAAGAUGAGAACUUUACGAAAGGAAACACUAUCUACAUAAAAGCUCAGGUGGACCUGAGUGGUUUAGCUAUUUACUAAAAAAGGCCUCGCCCCUAGGACCUGUUUUACUGUUACGUUCAUCCACAAGCAAAACUGAGCAUUAUAGUGGGCUCAAUGCAUUUACAAUGUAUAGGUGACAAGUAUUAUGUCAUUAUGACAACUAAAAAUUUGUUUCUCCAAAAGAUUGCAUAUUCAUUGGCACUCUCUAAUAUUCAUUUCUGCUUCUGUGGAUAAAUGUAAUAAAAUUAUAACCUAUCUAGGGGCAAACUUUUUUUACAUUUUUUAUUGUGAGUAUAUAAGUGGUUCAAUAGUGUAUAUAGUAAGUUUAUAUAGAUGCACGUUAGUAGCUAAUCUUUUCAUGCAGUUUUGUUGUUUAUGUGCUUAUACAUGAUUUGUGUAAAACAAUGAUAUUUUGUCAGCAAAAA
This is a messenger RNA of Halichondria panicea, 2375 nucleotides long. RefSeq names its product TNF receptor-associated factor 5-like. Bases 280 to 1989 code for a protein of 569 amino acids. Lineage: Eukaryota; Metazoa; Porifera; Demospongiae; Suberitida; Halichondriidae. The record is from RefSeq and is a predicted model, not a curated record. The transcript is spliced from 6 exons. Gene Ontology annotation, biological process: regulation of apoptotic process; protein K63-linked ubiquitination; tumor necrosis factor-mediated signaling pathway. Gene Ontology annotation, molecular function: zinc ion binding; protein binding.